This is a messenger RNA of Nelumbo nucifera (sacred lotus), 3758 nucleotides long. RefSeq lists its product as uncharacterized. The record is from RefSeq and is a predicted model, not a curated record. Lineage: Eukaryota; Viridiplantae; Streptophyta; Magnoliopsida; Proteales; Nelumbonaceae. Gene Ontology annotation, molecular function: protein binding; mRNA binding.
UUCAUGUAGCUGCGAUGUUACGUGGGUAGACGUGGGCAGAAUCUGUGUGGGACUCCCCUCCUCUCUCUCUCUGCGUGGCCGCUUCCAAGUUCCAACUCCUCUCGAAUCUCGAUUGACCAGAGAGACUCAACCCUCAUGGCGCCAUCGCCGCCACCUCCACCGAAACCCUCCUCUGUUAACAAUUGAAAACAAAUAACCGGAUCUCUUUCUCUCUCUCUCUCUAUCUCUAUCUCUAUCUCUCUCUAAUAUAUGGAUUUGAGAAGAAUUGCUACUUCCGUUGAAACCAAACAUACGCCUCUCGUGUUUUCCUUCAUCCGCUGCUCAUCCUGCGCCACCUCCACUGCUCAGCAGCAGCAUGAACAGCACCCAAAACAACCACCAGCUCCAACUCCACCGCCACCAUACGAUCAGCACUUUCUAAAUAAGGUAACUUCAAUCCUUUCGAGCAAGUCUCUCGACACCUCCAAAUGCAGAGAAGCCCUGUCUCAUAUAUCACCUCACCAUUUCGAUCACAUCUUCUUCGAGCUCCGGUCCUCGACUAACCCAAAAACAGCAUUAAAUUUCUUCACAUUCGCAUCCCAGUCGGUUGGUUUCCGUUUCACGGUUAGAUCUUAUUGCAUUCUCAUCAAUCUACUUGUUGGGUCCAAUCUCAUUUUUCCCGCUCGCUUGCUUUUGAUCCGCUUAAUCGAUGGCAAUGUACCUGCUCUGUUUGAGAAACCAAAUGACAGGCAUCUUGAGAUUGCCCAGGCAGUUAUAGAUUCAAAUUCAGCAGUUUCAACAUUUGAUUUAUUAGUUCAUGUUUACUGCACCCAGUUCAAGAAUUUGGGAUUGGAGCUUGCUUUUGAUGUGUUUCAAUUAUUGACGAGUCAUGGCCUAUUUCUGUCUUUGAAGACGUCCAAUUUCCUUUUGGACUCGCUUGUGAAGGUGAAUGAGCUCGAGAGGAGUUAUGAAGUUUUUGGGAUUCUGUACAGAGGUCUCUCCUUUGAUGUUUACUCAUAUGGAAUUGCAAUUAAUGCGUUUUGCAAGGGUGGGAAAAUUGAAGAAUCAAUCGGGUUGUUUUUUAAAAUGGAGGAAUCGGGAAUAUCUCCCAACGUAGUGAUUUAUAAUACCGUUAUCGAUGGGCUUUUGAAGAAAGGAAAUUUAGAUGAGGCUUUUAGGUUCAAGGAGAAAAUGCUUAAGAAUGGUCUGAAUCCUAGUCUUCAAACUUAUAGCAUUCUUAUAAAUGGUCUGAUGAAAUCUGAGAGGGUUGAGGAUGCAAACCGUGCCUUAAGGGAAAUGUCAGACAGAGGGGUUGCCCCAAAUGAGGUUGUUUAUAACACGAUGAUUGAUGGGUACUGCAAAAUGGGAAAUUUUAGUGAAGCUUCAAGAAUGAGGGAUGUGAUGGUGUCCAAGGGGAUUUAUCCAAAUUCAGUCACCUACAAUUCACUUAUUAAAGGCUUAUGCAAGGUUGGUAAGAUGGAGCAGGCUGAGUGUCUUUUGGAGGAGAUGUUAUCGGCAGGGGUUUCCCUAAAUCCUUUUGCCUUUAAUUCAAUUAUCCAAUGGCUUUGUCUUCGAUCUAGGUUGGAUACUGCAAUUCAGCUCUUGAGAGAGAUGGUUUGGAGGAAUUUAAGGCCCAAUGAUGGGGUUCUGACAAAUCUGGUUGGUCGGCUUUGUAAAGUGGGGAAACAUUCUGAGGCAGUUGAUGUUUGGUUUAUGUUAUUGGAGAAAGGGUUUGCAGCCAAUACAAUAACCUCAAAUUCUCUAAUUCAUGGACUCUGUGAAAGUGGUAAUUUGCAGAAAGCAGUUAGACUUCUCAAGGAGAUGCUUGAGAGGGGACUAGCACUGGAUAAGAUCACAUACAACACACUGAUCUCAGGAUGUUGCAAGGAGGGGAAGUUGGAAGAAGGGUUUAAGUUGAAAGAAGGCAUGAUUAAGCAAGGAUUUAAACCCGAUGUUUUCACUUAUAGUGCACUGCUACAAGGACUAUGUGAUAUGGGUAAAAUGGAUGAAGCUAUUGGUCUUUGGGAUGAGUGCAAAAGAGAUGGCUCGGUUCCUGAUCUUUCGAUGUACAGCAUCAUGAUAGAUGGAUUUUGCAAAGCUAAGAGAGUUGAAGAGGGGAAAAUUCUCUUCAAUGAGUUGGUCAACCAAAACUUGGAGCUGAAUUCUAUUGUAUAUAAUACCCUAAUUGGGGGGUAUUGUAGAAUUGGAGAGAUUCUGGAGGCCAUUAAGCUUCGUGAUGAAAUGAAGAGUAAUGGUAUUACACCAACUGUUAGGACGUACUAUUCAUUAAUACAUGGAAUGUGCAAAGUUGGCCAUGUUGAGGAAUCUAAGGACCUUCUUGAUGAGAUGAGAGGAGAAGGCUUGAUACCAGAGGUCUUCUGUUACACUGCAUUGAUUGAUGGGUAUUGUAAGUUAGGCAAGAUGGACAGAGCUAGCAACAUUUUGCAGGAAAUGAUUGCAUAUAGAAUAGCUCCAAAUAAGUUUACUUACACUGUCAUGAUUAAUGGGUAUUGUAAACUGGGUGACAUGCAACAAGCAGCUGAGCUUCUAGGGACAAUGGUGGGGAAUGGUAUUGUCCCAGAUAUUGUCACAUUCAAUACAUUGACAUAUGGAUUCAUCAAAGGAGGAAAAAUAGAAGAGGCUUUCAAACUAUGUGAUCAGAUGUCCCAAAGAGGUAUUAUGUUGGAUGAAAUUACGUAUACCACAUUGGUUAAUGGUUUAUGUAGUUCAGGAUUUUCAAGAGAAGCUACUCUAAUAUCAGAGGGUAUCACCAAACGGGGUAUGCUUCCAGAGCAUAUUAAGCCAAUACAUUUUACAAGUGAGCCUUUGAAGCUUGAGUAAGGAUCUUUGAAGAAAAUUUUGCCCAUCUAUUGGAAUCAUGGCAUUAUUUUGGAUCCAUGUUGCUAAUGUCAAUAGGACCCAAAAAUCAAGAACUUGAAUCAUGACAUUAUUUCAUCCUGAUAUUAGUUGGUUCCUCAGGUAGCAGCAGAAAUAGUCAUUAAUCUUGAGCUUAAAGCAAACUUCCGCAAAAUAAUUCCUUGCAAGGUUGCCCUAUUUUUUAAGUGGCACUUUCUUGUACUCAGACCUGCCUCAAAUCUUAGGUUAUAUCACUCGAGCAAGCAAAUUGUUUCUCUACCCCACAUGGGUUCUGGCUUCAUGAGUAUCCUGUUUAUAAAACAUUUGCUUUUAUAAGAACUGAAUCUCUAUGAAUAGUGAAGUGCUCCCAACUAUUGUCCACUGGAUUGGUAUCUAUUUGGAGAACUGCAUUGUAGAAUUUCAUGACAACUUCUGCUAUUCUCUCUGGAUUUAGAGGCCAUAGGAUGGAUUGCCAUACUACUUCCUGUUUUAUUUUUUGUCAAUCUACCAUAGCUGCUACUGCUACCAUCUUUGAUUUGCGCAAGGAUCUCUAUGGUGUGGCAAAGAAAGAUGGUAAAAUUAUAUCUGGUGCACAAAUUCGAUCUUGUGGCCUCAAAAAUUUGCAAGGUGUCUGUAUGGAGGCAACUGUUGCAUGGUCAGGAGGGUGGACUCACUUCUUUUCACUCACUUAGACCCAAGUUUGGAAAAAGUUUAUCAAAGCACCCAUCUAAUCAAACUGCAAGAUCCGCAAAUGUUACUUUUGAUUGAUUAAGCAAGAAAUGUAUAUGUUUCAGCAAUGACCAGUAGUUGAUCCAGCAUCCAAAUUCUAAUUCUAUAAAAAAGGUUGUAAUUCUACAAAAUUACUACAUUAUUAUCUCUUUUCAUUUCUUUAAAAUUGGAGAGAGAAAUGCUUUAAGAUGUGA